UGCAACCAGGACAAUCUAGAGUUUGAAACCGAGAUCCUAAACUAAGCAGGCUUUUCCUAAACUUUUCGCGGGUCUGAGACCGUGACAGGGUCGACCUCAAGUCUGGAACUGAGAUCAGGAAAGAUUUUAGUACAGGAAGAGUUAGGAGAGAGUAAGAGGAAGCUUGUCGCAGCCUGAUGACUUCAACCAGGAAGUUCUCAAGCUUUACCUGAGAGCUGGAAGGAUUAUAGAAAAGGAAAAGUUUGGAAAGUAAGAGAAAGGACGUCACAGUGUGAUAACUUUGAAGGGUACAAACUCAAGCUGCACCUGAGUUCUCUAGGAAAAAGAUUGGGAUUUACCCACUAGAAACUAUAGCUAAUCAAAAACUGCCAUGCAAAAUAAAUAUGGGGGCCACUCUACAAUAUGAAAAUUGAACAAGGAAAAUUUACUCUCAAAGAAUAGGAAUUUUCCUACAAAGAUGAAAGUUAACUGGGAAAAAUUAUCUUUAACAAGGACAGGGAUCCCCCCACAAGAAUGAAUUCUAAUUGGGAAAAUUACUUCUAAAAGAAUAGGGAUUUCCCCACUAGAAUAAAAAACUAAUUGAGAAAAAUUACUCUUUAAAUUCAAGGCCACUUAACUACAGGGAAGGAAAUGCAUAUAAGCGACCAUUCCUAACAAACAGUUACCUGAAUUGCCAUGGAACCAAGUACAGAGAAUUGCAAACCAAUUUCUAAUUCUCGUAUUAAACUUAAAAAUGUUGUGAAGCGACAGAGUAGAGACUCAUAAAUUAAGCACUCUAAAAUAACCUGCUACAAGAGCCUAGUUGAAUUUCCCACUUAACUGUUAGUAGCACAAACUUAAGAUCCCUCCAGGUUUCAAAACCAAGGAUAACUCGCUCACCCCCAUGGAUACAAGUUUGGGAGAAAUAACUAACAAGAAAGAAAAUCCCCAAGGAAGGGGAUCAUCAAACUUCAAGUUGUCUGAAACUCGUCCUACAAUAUUCUAUUCUAACACACAAAAAUAGAAUAAUUCCCCUAGUAAUAAACUAGUACUGGGAACGCCGUAAGGAGAGGAGAUUUGCAACCCAUUCACACGCUCGACUACCAAACAACUGCCUGACCCUGGGUCUGCUCCUCACAGAGUAUGGUCACAGAAGAAUGGGAAGCAAGAGGAAAAGAGAUUACCAACCAAUAGGAGUCUCAGAAGACGAUCAUGCCACCGAUCAUGUGACAGGGAAUGAUUCCACAAAUGCUGAUGCAAAGGGUGGAUUAAUGAUGACAGUACUGCCAAUUUCUAUAAUAGAUUAGGCCGGUGAACAAUCUUUCUCUCCAGAAAUUACAAGAAGCAGCUACUCUGGCGUGACUGCUGCUGACUGCAUGUUAGAUAACAGAAUGCUCAAACUAGUAAACAAAAUCUGGAAAUUCCUGGUUCAGAUUUUCGGUCCUGAUUCAGUUCGGGCAGCCGAUGAGUUCGGAUCACUCGUUAUCGCUCCUUAGAAACAAAGUUCAAUAACAAGUUAACGCCAGCCGUCUGCCGAGUUAUUCUUUAACCUAAAUUUGAAUCGUGCAGUUUAUUUUAAUUGUGAGAAUUAAUUAAUUCCAUAAUGAGCGACAAUAAAUCUAUUCUCAGUGCCAUAGCCGAUUUCAGGAAGGAGAACAAAAUUAAUUGGGACGCUAACAACAAUAGGUGGGAUACUAAUGUACAGAAACUCAAACAAGUGCAAGAAGACGUAAAAAAAACAAAUCUGGAAAUCUCACUUAUUAAAGAACAGUUCGCGGCAGUUACAAGCAAGUGUGAUAGUGCGUGUCAAUCCGUCGAACUCUUGCGUCAGGAUAACUCUAAACUUAGAAAGGAAUUAGAUGUAGCGAGAGGUGAAAUAAAUGACUUGCAGCAACAUACACGCAAAAACAACAUCCUAGUGUCAGGUGUACCCCUAACGAAGGGGGAGAAUAUGUUCACCGUGUUGGAUGCAGUCGCUAGAGCCAUAAACGUUAGCUUCAAGGAGUGGGACAUAUCUGCGGCUCACAGACUACCGAAUAGGAAUAGAGACGCCAAUAUGCCACCGUCAAUAGUGGUUAACUUCACCUCACGCUUCACAAAAUCGAGUUGGUUGACCGCCAGGCGACUUAAAGGUAGGCUUUCAGCUAGUGAACUUAAUACAAAUUUCCCUAAUACCCCAGUCUACCUGAGCGAACAUCUCACUCCCGUGACACGCUCUCUAUUCAAUGCGGCGAGGCAACUUUUGAAGGAAAAGAAACUAAUUUCAGUGUGGACCAGGGACUGCAAAGUCAUGGUAAAGGCUGCCGCCGAUCAUCGAGCAUUCCUGAUCCGUGAUUUGGAGCAAAUUGCUGAGUUACGCCGAAAAGAUAGCAAGCCUAUUUCCGAGGAUGAGGCUCAGUGAACACCCAAUCACAACUUGUUUUUCAUCCAAAUUCUGGGGUUGUUGGCGAUGAUGAUUAUGUACACACUUGACUCUAAGUUCAAGAAAAAAAAUCCGACUGUUGAUCCUAUUUCUUCACUGAAAUAAAGAAAAUUUGCAAAUUAUAUGCUAAAUACUGAUUCUCCAUUCAUCACAAAAUUCACUUUGUGAAAAUGUUAAGUUUUGAUUUUGAUAUAAAGAGGUUAAUAAUUAUGUUGUGUUUUCGUGAAUCAGUUGCAGUUCCACUGAAUGCCAGUCACAGCUCAGUAACAGUUAUCACAGUGAAUGGAACUGCUCUCUAUAGUGAACAACCACAAAGUAGAAGAUUAUGUGUAGAAGAUAUGUUAUAUAGAAUGUGUAAAUUAUUUAAUUAUGCAAAUUCUUCUGUAAUUUUCAUUCAUCAAUUCCAUUGAAUUUUCUUUCUGGGAUAUACAGGGUGAUUCUUAAU
Nilaparvata lugens (brown planthopper) is the source of this 2846-nucleotide messenger RNA. RefSeq lists its product as uncharacterized. NCBI's taxonomy places the organism in Eukaryota, Metazoa, Arthropoda, Insecta, Hemiptera, Delphacidae. The record is from RefSeq and is a predicted model, not a curated record. The transcript has 2 exons. Bases 1583 to 2380 code for a protein of 265 amino acids.